Molecule: messenger RNA, 690 nt
Organism: Mesorhabditis spiculigera
Lineage: Eukaryota; Metazoa; Nematoda; Chromadorea; Rhabditida; Rhabditidae
Source: the annotation of a GenBank genome assembly
AUGGGCGAUUCGGGUGGAGAAGCCGCAACUACAACCCCUCCAGGACCAGAGAAGCCGCGUCAGGUGCCCGACGACUUUGAGAAGCGAUUGGCAGCCGAUGAGCCGGAAGAUGAUGACGAUGAGCCGGAGACUGUUGACAAGACGUUUAAAUCUGCGGCGAUGGAUCGUCAGGAAAGACAUCGAUCUGCUCCCGAUUUGCACAUGAUCAUUUCGAUAAAAACUAUCAUCAGACACUGGGCGACGUUCAAGUCCUCCUCCAGGUUUGGGACAUUGGCGGGCACUCACGCUGCAUUGAUCGUCUAUGAUGUCACGAAUUCGGCCUCGUUCGAAGACGUGAGCGACUGGGUGUCAGCUGUCAAGCGCAUUUCGAAAAACCAGGAAAAGCCGCCACGCCUCGGGCUGGUGGGCAACAAGACGGACCUCGAACAUCGGCGCGUCAUUCGCAUCGACAAACACAAUAAAUUCGCCGACGAGCACGGCAUGGCCAGUUUCUAUGCGUCGGCAAAAACUGGGGACAGCGUCACGCUUAUGUUCAGACAAACCGCUGCCGACCUCGUUGGCGUGGCGCUCUCAAAAACGGAUGUCGAAAGCGAUAUCGUCAUUGUCGAAGGAGAGAUCAUCCGCGAGGACCCGGGAGUCCGGAAGCGCCCCAUCGACAAUUCUCGAAACACGGCCGUCUGUUCUAUUCAA